Botrytis porri is the source of this 1050-nucleotide messenger RNA. RefSeq lists its product as uncharacterized. The coding region runs from base 1 to 1050 and encodes 349 amino acids. NCBI's taxonomy places the organism in Eukaryota, Fungi, Ascomycota, Leotiomycetes, Helotiales, Sclerotiniaceae. The transcript is spliced from 2 exons. The record is from RefSeq and is a predicted model, not a curated record.
AUGGCAACUACCACAGAAUACAGACAAAGGAAACAAACAGAUGUAGUCUAUCAUCUCCUAGGAAACAUUCCUCUCAACAAUGAGGACAUUGAGCUCUUUGGGAAGGGUACUUUCAAAUCAAUCAAACCAAAGGUCAAGGAACAAGUAGAUAUGAUGGAAUUGGUUGGCCACAGAGACACUAUCACACACGAGAAGAUAAUCACAAACAAUCCCAGCCUUCACGAGAAAAAAAACCUCAUGUUCGAAGAAAGAGUGAAGGAUAUGAAAGCAGAUAUUGAGGAGUUAAAAAGAACCUCAGAAGGAUCGAAAAGAACCUCAGAAGAAUUGAAAAGAGCCUUAGAAGAAUGGAAAAGAGCCUCAGAAGAAUCGAAAAUAGUCGCAGAAGAAUCGAAAAUAGUCGCAGAUCAAAGAAUUGAAAUGCUGGAAAGAGAGAAACAGAAAAGAUAUGAGGGAGAGACGGCCAAUAUGAGAAAGCAAUUAUGGAGAAUGGUAUUUGCCAAAAAGGAACACAAGCAGAAGAUAUCUGAGCCAGAAUGGAUGAAAAUCGCCAGAAAGGGACGAAAUCACCUGGCACAUCAAACUGAUUUGGGAGCAGUGAUGAAGCUAGCCGAUGACCAUCCUGAGUUUUAUGAUAUUCUUUUAGACACGAUGUAUGGAGUGCCAAAGCACGAAAUCAAACUUCUACUUGAAGCAGAUAAGGCUGGCGAGAAUCAAGUGUAUAAUAUCUUGAAUGACCGUGGGACGGCUUUCCACAACCGUUAUGCCAAUGCUUGUGUAGAGCCUUUCAAUUCUUGGCUAUCAGCAGUGCGCAGUCUUCGAGAUAUACAAUCAGCUACAACGAAGAAAUCAUUCUUCGAUUACGAAAGUUGCGUCCAAAAACAAAGGGCUGAAGUCCGGAAAUCAAUUCGAAAGUGGGAUGCAGCCUUUAAAGUGGAUAAGUUGAAGAGAGAUAACCGAACUAAGAAAUGUCAAGAGAUAAUUUACAAGGAUUAUGAAGAUAGAAAUUUGCUUCCACUGAUAUGGAAGUUUUUUGGUGUGCAGUCGAAAUAG